Molecule: messenger RNA, 5617 nt
Organism: Ahaetulla prasina
Lineage: Eukaryota; Metazoa; Chordata; Lepidosauria; Squamata; Colubridae
Gene: C1QTNF6
Product: C1q and TNF related 6
Exons: 3
Coding region: 586-1404 (272 amino acids)
Molecular function (GO): protein binding
Source: RefSeq, a predicted model, not a curated record
GGCAAAUAGACACCUCAGUCUAGCAUUUUUCCUCCCUCCCUCACUCAAUUUGCUAAUAAUUUCUAAUUGCUAAUAAUUGGCAUUACAACAACCAUUUGCUCCGUUGGUUGCACCCAGCCACAACUGCAAUCCUGUUCUCCGCUACCUGGGACCAGUUAACUACGAGGAGUCAUUCUUUUUCUUGGACUAAGAGCUCUUGGUAAGCGCCUCUUAUUCGGGUUCCGGCGCUGAGCAAGCGCAGAUGGGCCAGGCCGGGAGAAAGUUGCGGAUGGUGGGGAGAAGAGAGAAAGAGAAAACGGCUCCUAUCGCCGAGGAAAGAGUUAACGGCGCUCGAAACCUAACACCCUGCGGAGCCCGAAGAGGGGAGAAAAGGGAAGGGAGCGUGAAGAAGGGAUAAGAGUCUCUCCGGCGGGCUCGGUGGUUGGAGGCGCCUUUGUGCCAGCAAGAAGCUGUUAAAGAAACCCCAGGCGAGCUUCGCGAGCAGAGGUCACCCGAUGCGCAGGAGGGACUGAGCAGCGAGCGGAGGAAAGAGAAACGGCUUGCGCUAAGGGACCUGCGGCGACGCGCAUCUUCACUGGGUUCACAAUGAAAGCCCUCCAAAUCAGCAUGCCCCUGGCUUUUCUUGUGCUCCCAUUCUUUGUGCUUGGGGCUCCCGGUGAGGAGCUUGGUCGGCAAGAAGUCCCCACCAACUUGAAUGGUUGCAAGAGAUGUUGUGAUUCUCUAGAUGUCCCUGGGUCCUCCGAAGCCAGUCUUGGUACAGACAGACCUCAAGCUUUGCCAUUCGUAAUGCCAGAAGUUCGUCCAUAUAUCAAUAUCACAAUUCUGAAAGCUUUCUUUCCUGUCCUCCUUUCCACAGGAGAAAAAGGAGAUCAAGGAGAGUCUGGAGUUCCUGGGAAAUGGGGCAAAGAGGGACCCCCUGGUGAUCGGGGACCCCAGGGUCCAAAGGGCAGCAAGGGACAAAUGGGGGCACCUGGAGAUCCCUGCAAGCACCAGUAUGCAGCUUUCUCAGUGGGCCGGAAGAAGGCUCUCCACAGUAAUGAAGGCUACCAGGCUUUGAUCUUUGACACUGUCUUUGUGAACCUCUAUAGCCACUUUGACAUGUUUAAGGGUAAGUUCUACUGCUAUGUGGCUGGCCUGUAUUUUUUCAGUCUCAAUGUCCACACCUGGAAUUUCAAGGAGACCUACAUGCACGUCAUGCGGAAUGACCAAGAGGAAGUCAUUCUCUAUGCUCAACCCAGUGACCGCAGCAUCAUGCAAAGCCAGAGUUUAAUGCUGGAGCUACGGGAGAACGAUGAGGUUUGGGUGCGUCUGUACAAGCGACAGCGUGACAACGCCAUCUACAGUGACGAUGUGGAUAUCUACAUCACUUUCAGUGGUUAUUUGAUCAAGCCCAGUCUUGAAUAGCUGUUUUCCUCCAAAGCACAAAUUCAACCUCUAAACAUCCUCUUGAUUUCCUGCGAACGUCUGCAAAUAAUACAGAAAAUGACCAAAAAAUCUGAAAAAAAGAGAGAGCACUGAAGAAACUCUUUUUUUCUUUUGAGAAUGCUAUCUGAAAAAAAAAUAUUAAUGGGUCAAAAAAACUCCAGAAAUUUGCUGAUUUAUGUGUCCUUCUCAAGACUGGAUGUGAUUGUAAGUAUGGACUGGAAACCCUAAGCAGUCUCGUGAAAUUUCUGUACCUGCUAACUCAGAAUCAUUUGGUAAACAUCUUUGUUUGGACAUAACAUUUCCUAAGCAGAAUGUUCUGAAUUAGAUUGUUUACAUGAGCUAAACUCUCUGAGGUAUCUCAAGCGAGCUAAGUUACGGUAUCUUAUCUACAAAUCUACAAACCAAAUGUAGGUCAGCCAAAAUAUGUUAUUUUGGCAUUUCAAGUGCCUGACAGCCCCUCUUCUUUUUGCUAAGAAUUCUUGGUGGGAAAACCUUAUAUGACUGAUAGUUGCCAUCACCUUCACAAAAUUUACCUUUGUAAAUGUUCUAUAUGGUUGGCAAAUGUAACUGUGAUCUGUGCAUCUGUCUAAUGGACAUGUAAUACACUGUAUAACACUGUAGGGAUCGCUUCCGUCACUAAACAUAUGCAGGGUUAGGAUUUAGCCCUGGUGGCAAAAGAGUAAAAAUAAUGCUUCCAAUUUAUCCCCCAAAUCAGAAGAUUCCUAAAGAGGUUCCAUGCUAGGUGCCUAAAAUUAUAUUGUAAUUGAUUGAAUCGCAACAAAUCUAUAAAUGUAUUACAACAGGAUCCAUUUUCCUUCAGCCGACCUAGAUUGCUGUUACAGAUUUUCCCAUAGGCAGAUCACACAAAGGGCAAGGAGGGCAACAUAAGUGGGUUUUCCUUCAAUAUCACCUAUGGCCCGUGAUAGAAUUAGUGAUUGGAGCUGGGCAGGGCUUCAGAUUCUAAGGGAUAAAUUCUCUGAAGAAUAUCUACAUAGCACCUGGCAGUAACUUGUUAAAGGUAAGAGAUCUAUUCCAGAGAUCAUGCUGCAACUGCAUUUCUAGGAAAAGAUGUAGAUAUUUAAGAUAUUUCCAACAUGUGCUAUAUGGUGCUCCCCAUGCCCCAAAGCAGGGAUCUCCAACCUUGGCAACUUUAAGCCUGGUGGACUUCAACUCCCAGAGUUGAAAUCCACCAGGCUUAAAGUUGCCAAGGUUGGGGACCCCUGCCCCAAAGUAUCUUUCCCCUUGAAGCCUAAGAUGCUAUGAAGCCGCUACUGGUUAGCUGGAUAAACUAUUAAUUGUAAGAGCAAAGGAUCCCAAGGAAUUAUAAGCAAAAGAAAGAUACAAGUGGCUUGCAUAUUAGCUUCUCUCAUUGAGGGCAGGAAGUGCCAUUUCUACAUAUGGAGACAGGCUGGCAUUCUCUUGCUAAAGCUACAAAAGAAAUAGGAUACUCUGAGGAUGGAAAAACAUGAAGGAAAGAAAGUUUCUAGAGGGAGCUUUUACCUUUUGAUUCUCACAUGUGAGAUCUGCAAUAAAAUAUGGCAAAAUGCGUACUCGUUCAAAAUCCAGCAUACCCUCUUCCAAGAAAGAACAUUUUAUUCUACUUCUUCCUUAGUUUUCCAUUCCCCUGCUCUCCCAAGAGUCACCAUCAAAUAGGUACAAAAUAGGCUGUUUGGGAAAUGGAACGUUUGGAAGAAUCAUCCAUGCAGUCAUUCAGAGAAUGGUCUGAAACUUAACCUUCCAACCAAAAAUGUCUCUUAUCACAACAGGAUAAAUCACACUUGUUCAAGGGGAUAUAAAGGCACAUUUCUUUUCCUAUCAAUCCCAGUUUCCAUUCUGCCAUUAAGUAUAAGUUAGAUGACACACACACACCCUUAUAUUCCCCAAAUCACUGCUUAUCUGUUAAAUGUGAAUUAUAGUGCUGACCUACCUUGGAGAGUUGUGGUGAGGAUGCUAUCGAUCAUCUUCUACCAACCAGGUACCUUGCAGAUAAGGCAGGAUUACAACCUCCAAUGCAUCUCCUUCUGGAGAUGCCAGUUUGGGGAAGAUUACUUUAAGUAAAGCACUGAGCACUUCCUAAAAUCUGACUUAGAUGCUAAAGAAUUUCUAUUACAAUGCACUGCAUUUUUUGUCUAUAGAUGGGGAAGAUACACAGACCCUGCUAUAUGCAUUUGCUGACUAUUCCACUCACAGGUAACUUAACUAAUUGCAAACCAAGAGGCUUCUCAGUUUAUUUUUUUUAAAAAAAGGAAAUGGACAGGACAUGCAUUUUUUUUUAUUUUGACCCAGUGGGUAACCUUGUAAGGCAGGCUAUGGGAAGUAUCGGCAUGCCUGUUUCUGUAAUACAGGGAAAGCUGUAGCUGAUUGCAUAACAAUCUGAAUUCCUUCUCUCUGCAAAGUAGUAGUUUAGAAACCAGCUGUUGGCUAUAUGCAACACAUGGCGUCUCUGUGUCUCCAGAGGGAACAACCAGAAUUUCUAGUACUGAAUUGCUUCCAGAUGUGAGAAUUGAACUCUUUGAGCCUUUGCCUCCAUUCCUGUCUCAGCAGAACUCCCUCAAGUGCUUCUAUGGGGAAGCAGUGUCUAAUGUUACAAGGACAAAGUUUGUGUAUAGUUGUUAUGAGGCUCCAGGCCUACUUUUUGGUGCUAUAUAAAACCUUCAUCAUUCUUGGUGCUAAAGAGACCUUUUUGAUGCAAAAUUUGAAAAAUAUUUUGAAUUUGCUGGGAGAUACGCUGGGGAUAACAUAAAACAGGAAGGCCUAUGGAAUAUAUGGUGCUUUGUGGAAAUCAUCAAACAAUGGUUUGUGUGUAUAUGUGUGUAUCUUUUAAAUAUUAAAACUUCUUGAUUGCACUUUGAGUUGUCCUUUUCUUUGUUCCUAUGACAAAGAUUUUCUAUUACAAGAUUUUAGCAUCCUUAGGAAGAGUACAAAUAUCACUUCUGGUGGAAAUAUUUCUAAAAUAUAGAUAAACCAGCACGCAGACUGAUGGGAGAUAGCCAUUACACAUACUGUGAAAAGCGUGUUUUUUGGCAUGAGGAAAAUGAGAAUAAUAAACAGUUUCCAUUUGUCGUCAAACACCCCAAGGAAACCCCUUUUUGUGCACUGGCCUACCUUGCAGAAACUGAAAAGAUGGAAAAGAGGACAAUAUAAUUUGAUUACCAGUUACUAAGAGUUAUCUAGUUGGAAGCAUCCUCAAAUGUGGCUUGCUUUACCCAAGGCUCUGAUCAUGUGUAAAAAUCUCUUUAAGUAUUUGCCCUUUGGUAGUGUCAAGUGUCUACAAAAGGGGUGAAAAGGGAUACAAAGGGAGAAAUAAGUCCCUGAAUGUUCCCACAACUACACACAGAUGUAGUAAAUUUGUGGUGAAUUGGUAUUUUGAUUAGGAAAACUAUUGGAAAAAAAUCUAGUUUAUGAUUUUGUGUAGAUUUUUUUUCCUCAUAGUAGUAGUAGUAAAAUGAUAGUGUUCAGAUAUGCUCGGUUUUUGAGCACUUGUGCUCAAAUUCAGCUACUGACCAUUUGUGGGAAAGUCCUGAAAACACUGUCCUUAAAUAAGAUGCAUGGAGAAUCAGUGUUCUCUGUACUGCUUGUAAGUGCUGAAAAAUAUUCAUCCCUUCACAGGUUGUAGGAUGAAAAUUUACUGAAAAUUGGAGCUUUUAUGUGAAAAUGCAAUGAAUGUCCCACUUUCCUUUUCUUCAGCACAUAUUGAAAUGAAUAUGCCUUUUCUAGGAUUUUAACAAAUCUCACUCCAAAUUUAUUGAAAUUUAUUGUCAUGUACAACUCAUAUGUUAUAUUAAGACUUACAAUCAAUGUAUUAAAUGUAAGAAAAUAAAAGAUUAUGAAAACAUGCUUCAUUUUAAAAAGCUUUUUCUUUCUUUUUUAGAAAACCAAAAUAGUCAUAGGUUCCAGCUAAGAGUUGUGCUUUGUGUGAAAUCAGAUAUGCUACUGGCAAUCCUAUUUUGUAUGAAUAUUUCUUCUUUUUACCUAUAUAAAAUAGGUAGAAUAGAAGGUCUGAUUUUAGCAUCAAAUAUACAUGCCUUUACUUGACUUGACUCCUUGACUUGACUGCCUGGAGGAAUCCCUGCAGUAUUUUUAGCAAGAUUUCAGAAUUAGUUUGCCAUUACCUGUUUCCUAGGAUUGACAGAGCAGUUGGCCCAAACUGGCUUUUCCCUUUCUCCCUCCCCCCUCUCUCCCACCAGAGUCU